Messenger RNA from Gordionus sp. m RMFG-2023, 9208 nucleotides. RefSeq lists its product as uncharacterized. Gene Ontology annotation, molecular function: SNARE binding. The coding region runs from base 1 to 8916 and encodes 2971 amino acids. Gene Ontology annotation, cellular component: Dsl1/NZR complex. Gene Ontology annotation, biological process: retrograde vesicle-mediated transport, Golgi to endoplasmic reticulum. The transcript has 39 exons. NCBI's taxonomy places the organism in Eukaryota, Metazoa, Nematomorpha, Gordioida, Chordodea, Parachordodidae. The record is from RefSeq and is a predicted model, not a curated record.
AUGAUGGAAUUAUCCCACGAAUUAGAUUUAUACCAAGUUAACGCAAUUAAAGAGUGGAAAACGAUUGAAAUAGUUUCAACAUAUAAGAGUUACGAAGAUAGUAUAAUAAUUAAAUUAUGGCAGUUAUUUACUACUUGGAGAUUGUUAAAAAGAAAUAUUAUAAAGUAUCAUUUGUAUGAUUGCUUAAAUAAUACGUGUAACUGGAAGAUACUCCAUGAUGUAAAUUCCCGAGUCCUGCUCAUAUUGCAAGAUUCUAAAAUUGAAAUAAGAUCGGGAAAAGAUUCAUUUGCCAAUGUGGACAUCAACAUCGAUAUUAGCCAUACCCUGUCAGAGGUAUCGAAAGCUGGAUGGAAUAUUAAAAGAUACUUUAGAGCUUUAGCAAUAUCCGAUAGUCAUUCAUCAGAUCAAUCCCUCGAAGAAGAGAACGUUGGCAAACAUCAAAUUUUUUCUUUUGCCACGUCUCUCGUGGAAUACGUGCAUCUGUUUUCUCUGGCCGAUGGCAAAUAUUUGAUUUCAUUCAAUCCUAAUAGUGAACGAACUCAAUUAGAUGAUAGCGAAAAAUUGGACCAACAUUCAAAUUUAAUAUCUUAUAUGGUUUUUGUGGAGCCAUUGGUCGUGGGCAACAAUAGUUUCUCAAAAAUAAAUCAAAAUGACGAGCUCUUUGAAUUAUGGAUAAUUUCGUUUCAAGGAACCUUAUUAAGCUUCAUUAUAAAUUUGACGAAUCAAUCCUAUUUUAUGAAUUUUGAGUUCGAUUUUGUAAGACCGGUUUAUUCCGCGCAAUACGAUUCCAUCCAUCAAUUAUUAAUCACAGCGGGACCGAUUAAAACGAAGGAGAGUUGUUCCUCACAAUCCCUUAAUCCCAAAUCUUCUGGCUUCCUACAAGGUUGGAGACGGAUAGAUUCUAUAACCGGACUUAAAGCGCUAGAUUUUAGCCUUUUUUCAACUUUUCUUCCUUAUACCUUCGACGAGGAAACUCUGGGAAAUGUCUUAUUACGCAUUUCGCCCAAUCAAGAUAAGCUUGCAAUUUUAGUUGUCACUAAGUGUGAUUCAAAAACGCAGAAUAAUUCUCGAAGUUUGUUGAUCGUAUCUGGUUUGCCGGGGUUUGGCAUUUUGUCAAAAGUCGUUUUAAGCGAUGGUAAGAUUGUGCCCGAAAAACAAGAAAUAACUUUUGUUUGCGGCAUGGAAUGGUAUUCCGGACCCAAAGGACAAAUAGCCUUCUUGUGGAACGAUGGCAUAAUGUGUAUUGAAAACGUGAUACCCGAAAAGGAGAACAAAGAAUUUACGAUUGUUAAUCAAAAGCGUGGCGAUAUUCGCUUCGUUGCAAGGGGACUGAAUAAUGCCAUAAAAUUUUCGAAACACGAUAAUAAAAGCUGCUUGGUUCGCGUGAACGACGGAAAACUAAUGUUACUCGAGUAUAAGUACGAAACGAAUAAAAGCCGUUCUAACGCUAAUCACAACGGAGCUCACGUCGUACCUAUGUAUGGAGGCGAAAAUGUAAUCGUUAAAUAUAUCACGGAUUAUUUGAACCAAAAUAUUUAUCUAAAUAAAUAUUUGGACUUGUGCGCUAUAAAACUGGGCUUAAAACCAACCACUGAAAGCUUAUUGAGCAGACACAAACUUUACCUUGUAGAAUCCACGACUCCACAGGAUUUAUUUGAGCGCAAAAUAGACAAAAAGGAGUUUGCGGAAGCGUUAGCACUAGCCAACGAAUACGGGUUGGAUAAAGAUAGGGUUUAUCAGAGUCAGUGGCUUUCAUCACGAAAGGCUAAACAAGAUGUUGACAAAUAUUUGGACAAAAUAUCCGAUAAGUCAUGGGUUAUAGACCAAACCUUAAUUUGCCUGCCUUUCACGUUACAAGAUACGGAAGAUUUAUUGUUGUACGGGCUAGGGAAAUUGAAGAUACUAAAGUUGGAUCGUGAUGAAGGCAAAAGGACAAAACUAAUAAAUAUACAAAUUGACCAUUUGAAUGCUAGAUUUUUCCGAUAUUUGUUUCGUUUGCAAAUAUACAAAAAAAUAUUGGAAACUACCCAAAAACUGACUAACUAUAACUCGGCAUACUGGGGAUAUUUUAGGACGGCUAACAUAUUCGAAGCUAUGGUCAAUAUAUGCCAAACUAGCGAUUCAAUCCUAGCCGCUCAGACCUUAACUGUCAUUUUGUCUUCCCUGAGCACUUACAAAUGCGGGCACAUUAUAGAGCCCCAUUGGUUGCUCAUCAUUUCCAAUUUGUCGGAGAGUUUGCCCGUAGAGACGUUCGUUAAGUUAUUGCCUUCUGGACAUGUAGACACCGAGGGGCAGAUAAUAUUAACAAUGAACAUUGACAAUCAUAACUAUUUCGGAUCCCCCUUCACUCCCGAUUUUUUCCUACCUUGCAUCGAAUUGGAAAUUGAGGACGAUGCAUCCAUCCUUUAUUCCAACUUAAAUGAUCAAGAUUUAAAUUUAUUCAAAAGCUAUCCCAUAACACCAGCUACAUUGUCAAAAUUUGUCAAACACCGCGCCAUUGGCAUCGAAAAAAUUUCUAGGCUUCCAGACAUCGCCCUCAAACUCGUAGAUUUUGGCAUUAAAAAUAAUUUGGCAGGUCUACAAUCGAUUAGACAUCGGCUCAGAAUAUUGAAUAUUUUAGUUUACGAUUGUCAAUUAAACUCUAACUCAACCAUCUCCAAUCAUAACUAUAGUUCCGAUUUAACACUCGAAGAUUUAAAUCGUAUGGAACCUAGUCAAAUAAUUCAGAUAGCCAUGAGCGAAGGGGCGACAUCCAAAUUAGACCUUUUCCCUGAUACCAACAAAAAAUUAAUCCCUGCCGGUUAUGACAAGGGAGGCCGCCAAGAUAUUCAAAAAAAUUACGCGCCACUUUCUGCGGAGAGCGAAAAAUCUGUUAAUUUUAGGCUUAAAAUCAGAAAAUAUCUUCUACCUUUGUUGGACGAAUACUACGAAUUCAGCCUAUACUUAGUUAUUUCCACCUCUGACACGAGCAACAGAGGCGAAAUUAUUAAUAAUGACACGGCGAAUAAGGAUGGUGACGACUAUGGAUACGCGAAGAAAAAUGAAGGAAUGUUUAAAGACCCUUACGUCCUGAAAUUGAAUCUGCUGAAUGAUUACGUUAAGCAUUUGGUUUCGAGCAAAGAUUUCGAUGCCAUACAUUUGCUGGUGAAUGAUUUAUUAAAACCAUCCGACAAUUUAACGAGAGACGCCAAAAUUCGAUUAUCGUCUAAUGACGGUUCUUCUCUUUUAGAUGUCAAAAUAUUUUCUUCUCCCGAUAUCUCCACCAUCGAGCCGCUAAAACCAUCGGGGCAAGUAGCACGACACGUUUCUUAUUUUUUUGAAGACUUUUGCCGGAACCUGUUACUAAAUUGCAUGAUUCCUUACGCAGAUUACAAGUACGCGAUCAUCUGCGGGGAUAUACUGGAUAUCUUAGAGAGGUACCUUCUUAAAUUCGAUAUUUAUCAUCGACCCAAACUUUCGGCCUCGGAUCCUAAAGCUAUCAAAAACAUUAUCGGUGUUGGUUUGGAAUCAACUAAACCCAAGUAUUAUCCUGACAAGACCACCAGGCAUAAACUUUUAGACAUCAUUAAAUGGAUUCGGAAUCAAUUCAGAGCCAUGAAGAUAAUGAACAAAUACGACAUCAGCCUGGAUGUUUCUCAAUUGCAAAAUAUUAAUCAAAAGUGUAUCUCGAUGGAUGUCACGAGUCGGUGCAUUCCAUUUAUAGAUGAACUGGUUCACAAAAUGGCCCAAAAAUCAUUACGCUUUCCUUUGUCCCGUACGUUUGAACAUUGGGAACUGAUGUAUCAUGAUUUGAUGCAAAUAAACUCUCUAACACUGACUCCUUCAAAAAAUGGAAAUGGAAUCCCUUUACCCGUCAGAUCUCUCCUCAAAUUUAUGCUGAGCUCGGACGAUACAUUUAGCGAUGAGUUUUCCAAUCUUGAUAAUCCUAAUUCUCCCACCGAUUUAGAUAUCCAAGUCUCGACAUAUCACGAAUCAGCUGUCACAUUAGAAAAUCAGCACUUUUUGGUGCCCUUAGCUAGAGAUAUUUACUGUCUUAAUUUAGAGGAAGAGAAAGAAAAUUACUCUAAUCUUCAAGAAAUGCAAAAUUUGAGAAUUUCUAAACUCAAUGAUAUAAGAACGAUAUUGAGCGAAGUUGUAUCAGAAUAUAUUAAUUCAGCUGUCGAUUGUACCGAUCGGCAGAUAGAAUUGGCCAAAUUUUGUCUCCGAAAAUUUAAGGAUAUCUUAGCCAAUCCCGAUGGUGCUUUACUGGCUCGGUUAGAGAUCGAAAAGGAAUUGAAAUUUUUGCGUGCCCUUGACAUAAUCAAACACGACAUCAAGGCCGAUUAUUGUGUGCCUUUGCAACUCAGACUAGCGGCGCAAAAAGAUAUCAAUGAUAUGAUGGGAAAAUAUAUAAUCCCAGCAUAUUUUUCGCGCAACUAUCCAUCCGUCAACGCUGAUAAAUUUUUCAGAACCUUAGAAAAACUGGUCGAUUUGUUAGAACCUCUCGGGCCCCAGCAUCCUCGCGGAAAAACAUCCCUAAAAUUUAAAUUGUAUCAAACUUUGGCCGAAUAUUCUUUAGUCAAAUUAGAAGAUAUUAACCUGGCUUCUACCUAUUGCCUCAAAAUUAGGUCGCUUUAUUACCGUUCUCUCGAUAAUGAUACGGUUAUUAAACCGGAAACGGAUACCUUCAAUAAAAAGAAAAUUGAAGCGAGGGAAGAAUAUAGCGACGUCGAUUUUUGGCUAGUUUGUUAUCAGACCGGGUUUAAAUUGAAAGAGUCUGGAGAAGAAGAUUUGGAUUUGAUAGCGUUCGCGUUGAGCAUAUGUCCAGCCAUUGAAAUAAGCACUAUUUUGGGAGCGCGUAAAACGUUGGAUAUUUAUAAAGAUUCGGGCCUUGACGAUUUAGAUGACCAAAAAAGCAAUUCGAAGAUAGUAGAACGCGUGAGUCAGAAAGUAUCCCACGUUUUCGCCUACAUCUCCGAAUUAUCUCCCCGUCAGUCUGUUAAGCCCUCGAUUGCUGAUUUUAGCGACGCAAAUAAUAAGUGCUCCACUGAUUUCGAUUUGUAUCGGAAUGCUUAUUUCCUUUUCAUCGACGAUUCCGCCGAUGAAAAUAAUUUUAACGAUUUGGUGGGUGUGUUGCGCCAGAUAAGCGGCCUAAUUAGUUUGACGUUCUCGACCUUGCAAGAUAAACACGAUGAUAGUUUGUUUUCAGGGGACCAUUCAAAGACGAAAGAUGAUCUAACAAAUGUGACUCGAGAAGAGCGGCUAAAAUUUAGGAGAGAUUAUGAAAUAUGCUUAGGAAAGUUCUUGGAAGUUUUGUUCUUGAUCAUUUGGAACUUGAGCACGAGUUACCUCAAUUCUGACGGAGAAACUGUAUCAUUGAUCCUCCCAUUGUGUCACGUCGCCUUGUGCUUGUCAUUGCAAAAUAACAAAUCUAUAGAUAUCGAAAGUAUACUCGCCAAAUUUACCACUCUGGAUGAUCUAUCUCCCCUAAGAAAACUGUGUUUACUCAUCGCGAUUCACUCCUAUGCAGUCAAUAAUAGCACAAGUCAAAAUAACCUAAUAUUUUCUUCUAGCAGCCAUCAUAUCUUAGCAUACGUGUCCAAAGCCAUUGCUUUAAGUUUGGAGCGUGAUAAGGCAUCGGCGGCUUAUGCAUCUUCAAAAGAUAAAACUUUGAAUUACUCUUCUCCUCCUGGAGAAAAACUACUCGACUGCUUGAACCGUUUAUCGCAAUAUCACGACCUCUCCCUAUUGACCUCGUUCAAUAAAGGCAUUAACCUGGAUUAUUUUGUAAACGAUAGAGCCUACAUGUUGGACACUCUCAACGGAUUAGCACUCAGCAGCGACGAGUUACUCUUCGACAGAACACUUGAUUUGGCGCGUAAACUUAAAGCUCCCCUAGUUGAUAUUUACAUCAACCAUUUGGAACACCUAUUAUCUUGCGAUGACGUAGACGUUAACCAUAAAACUCACGUUGUCUACGAAAAAUUACUUCCCGUAAUCUUACAAAAUCUUGAAUACAACAAAAAUCUUGUCCCAGAAAAGGACGAUUUAUUGUUGAAUUCCGAAAUUGGCGCAAAUCAUAACAACCCUUUGUCCUUAGCGAAUAAUUUAUGGAAAAACGUUUUACCCCUUAUGGACCGGUCUGAUCUUGGGGGACUCGCUUUAUUUUUCGAUUCAGUCAAGAAGAUUUUGAUCUUCGCUGACGGGAACGAUCAAUCAUUAGUUCCAAAACGUCUGUUGGACAGGUUGGAUCGCCAUAUUCGUGCGCUAAAGAAUUGCCAAGAAUUAGAACAACUCGUUAAUAAUGGUAACAAAGGAGUUUACAAAUUAGACUAUUCGGCCGUUUGCGAUCUCGAGAAAGAAGAACCUUCCACGUUGGAAACUCUUCUUUAUAACGAGCCAUCCCAGGAGCCUAGCAUUAACACAAUAUGCAACGAAUCAAUCCAUAGUCCUCCUCGAAUCUCGGAAUCUCCUGUUCGUGACGCAAAAUUAUUUACCACUUUGAAAGGCUUAACCAGGUUUUAUAUUCUCAACAGAACGGCAACCGAAUUGUCUAGCAAAGUUAAAGAAGAUCCACGGACUUUCCUUUCUAAAUGCGUUUCUUUUGCUUCUUCCGAUUUUGAAAACCUUCAAGGAAGUCGUCAAAAUGUGCCUGGUCUCGUGUAUUCGACUUGGUGCAUCGAAUCUUUUUGGGCGGCGGUACAAAAAAAGUAUAUGUCGCCAAAUAACAAUCGCUCCCUAUUGAACGAAAAGGAUUCUUUAAAAUGUCUAAAACCGUGUUUUUCUUAUUUGCCCUUGCUGAUGCCGCGUAGAAAUUUGAUGUUGACUUUCGUAGAUGACUGCUUUUUCGGCUCUGAUCGGAAAUUGGCAGGGAGGGAGGAUAUGAUUUGCAGAGAUUUCCUAUCGCUUAGUGGUCGCCUCGCAUGUUGCAAAACCAUCUUAGACUUUGUUACCAGUUUAGGAAGCGACAGUGAUGCCAUUGAACCCGACCAAAACCUAUUGAUCGAGGAAAUUAGCAAGAGAAUUCAACAUUUGGAAAGCUUGGAUGACAAUGUCUUGAUAUACCUUAAAUCCAAUACCGAUCCUAGGAUCAGGGAUUAUGAAUUAUCUUACGAUUUGACUGCUGGUGAUGAAAAAAGAAUGAAACAAAUCUUGAUUAAAAUGUUGAUGAACAAAAUGAAUGACAGUUUUAUAUUCGCGGCCCUGGCAAAUUUCAUUAAAAACCGCAUCGAAUCUUCGACAAGUAGCAAAUUCGAUUCUUCCGCCUUUAUUAGCCAAAUCGUGUUAUCAGCUCUCUCAGAAAUAUCUUCCUCCAUAGAGGAUGACAUCUUUAAUCUUUCCCCCCUCUACAAUGGCAUACCAUGGAACUUGGCCUUUUUUAAUGUAUUGGCUUACCUAAAGGAUAAUGAAAACGAUUCAUUACCCGAUAUAUAUUUCCCUUGUUUGGAGGUCAAAUUUUUCGGAAAUAUCAAACUUGAUAUAAACGAAUACCGGAUAAAAUCGUUGGAAAUUUUUAAUCAAGUAUUUAAUCGUAAUCAUACAGACACUCUUUUGGAACCUGACCCCAGAAAGGCUUCGAAAGUUUUCUCACUCGACCCAGAUAACACUUACUCAUUAUAUGCGUAUUACAGGACUCUUUCGACCUUGAUCAAAAUUUCGCAAGCGUUUCCUAAAUCCUCUACCAAAAACACCUUUGAAUUAGUAGUAACGAAAGAUGAUCCAUAUCGCUUCGAUGUCAAUUAUCCUACUGAAUCCGUUGUUAAAAAUGAGAGUUAUAACGAUAGCGUAGAUUCUGAAAAGGAAAAAUUAAACGAUACCCCCGGUGAAAAGCAUAAUUCUACUAAGCAUAUAUUAAAAAUUGUUGUAACGCCUUUUAUAUUGCUAAAUUUUGACUUCGCCUUGACCUUAGCCAAAAAAUUGAUUUCCAUUUUCGAUAAAAAAUUUACCUCUGCGCAACAAUAUUUUGAAUCCAUAUAUUCUAUCGGCCAAUUAUUUGAAGCGUGGCCCGUUAUGAGACAAAAGGAGGACCAAGCCGUUUUAGAUUUGUGGAUCAAAAUUUGCAAAAUCUGUUGUGAUAACAUAUUUUGCCCACCUCCAUCCCCUUCCAGCUUGAGGGAACGAAAGCUCAAACUGAUUACCUUGGUACAAGGUCUCGAAAAUGUGUUAGGAGAUGAUUAUCCGCUAACUUCUCUAUUAAUUGCGUAUUGUGUUACUUUGUCAGAAUCGAAAAAUGACUACCAGAUGACUAGUAAAAUAAUCGAAGAAUUUAACGAUGGUGAAAACGAGGAUGACUCCCGAUUUUAUUAUCGUGAUUUAAGAGACAAAAAAUUUGAAUACCUGAGAUUGGCCAUGUGGCUGGGGCUAACAUCUGAUUCGCCGGAAUGCCAAUCAUUGGCUCUCGAAUUAAUGGAAAAAUAUUACGAAAAACAAAUGUCAGAUAAUGGAGAUACCUCCGCAGUUGACCUCUCCAGCCACAAAAUUAUUGAUAGGAAACCAUUGAAAGAAAAAUCAGGAGGAAGUCAUUGUUUAUUGGACGAAUUUUUGAUUCAGAUUUUACUGGAAAAAAAUUUACUGAUAGCCGCUAUCAGAUUAUGUUCACAGGCCGAUUUCCAGGUUAUUCGGAAACACUUUAUCGAUACGUUAGAUAAUUGCGAUGAUAAGGAAGCCAUAUUAGCUAGCUCUAACAUCAAAUCAACGAUACAUCAACUCAAGGUCAUAGGUCUCGAGGAACGUGCUAUGUCUCUCAAAAAUUUGAUAACCGCUCCUUACGAAAAGGCUUAUACCAUUUCUGAGAGAUCGAAUAAAGAAAACGCCUUUCAUAUUGGUCAUCUAGCCAAAUCUACGGCCACUUCCGCCUCUCAAUCCUUGCUUUCUUUAGUGGGUAAAAGGUCAUCCCUCUUUUUCGGUAAGGAGGAUAAUAAAACGACCCAGAAAUAGAUUAUUUUGGUUUAGAAUGUUUAAUUUUUUUUCCGUUCUGUUUUAUAUAAAUUUUACCUUACGGUAUUUUAGUUUUGUUUAUAAAAAAAGAAAAUUUAACCCAACUUUAUGAUUGAUAUGAUUAGUACCGAUUAACAAAUAUAUAUAGAUAACAAUUUUGUAAUAGGACAUUCAUUUUUUAUUAUUUUUUGACUCUUCAAUGAUGUGAAUUAUUAUAAUGUAUUAUAUGAUGUACAUUCAUUGACUUCUUAUAUGCUGUUGUCUAAGUUAUGAAUAAAUAUAUAGAAAACCA